Miscanthus lutarioriparius is the source of this 192-nucleotide messenger RNA. NCBI's taxonomy places the organism in Eukaryota, Viridiplantae, Streptophyta, Magnoliopsida, Poales, Poaceae. The record is from the annotation of a GenBank genome assembly.
AUGGAGUACUGCUACCAGUACAACAGCGUGAGCAACGUGGAGAAGGAGAAGAGGCCGCCGCUGAGGAGGGGCAGCGUCAAGCUCCAGAUCGUCAAGACCCUCAGCAACCUCGUGGCGCCGAGCAACAACAAACGACUCCAAGCAAGUGGGUCGCAACAGCUUCACAAGGGAACGAAGCUACAACUGAAAUAA